GAUGAUGGUACGGUUGAGUACUACAACAACAUCAUAGUUCAGCCGCAUCUAAGGCUGGUGACUGGUCAAGGGAGGGGGUACCACGUCCGCUGCCGGUAUCGAAGGCGCGACCUCACACACUUCCACGUCUACCGGCCCAGAGCCGAGAGGCUGAGCUCCAGCGACGUCGCUAGCAGUGAAGAAUAUGACGAGGACUCCGGAUUGCUGCCCUCGAUAUCCAUGAAGAUAUUCAAAGGGGACCCCAAAAAUAAAGAAGUGGCAUCCACAGUGCAUGUCGGGGACAUUCUUACCCUCGUCGUGUCGUUGGAGAAACAACGGCAAUACGGCUUGCUCGUGUCUCAGUGCGCAGUUAAAGACGGACUCGGCUGGACUGAGCUCACACUGAUCGCUGACAAUGGAUGUCCCUUAGACGGCGACAUAAUGGGCAUGUUCCAGUACAGCAGCGACAAACAGGAGGCGCAUGUCACGUUCGCGGCUCACAAGUUCCCCUACACCGCCAGCGUGUACUACACAUGUGCGGUCAAGCUCUGUGACCUCAAGCACCCUGACGACUGCGAGCCGUGUACAGUGAAGUCGAACCGCGUGCGGCGCGACACGGAUGAUGACGAGGGAUCGCCGGCCACCGUGGAGCUGUUCUCGGGACUUUACGUCAACGAGGUAGACUCGCCCGACAAUGACGAAGUCAUUAGCGAAAAGAAAGAAGAUGAAAUCUGCAUCUCCCAAAAGAACUUCGCAAUAGGAAUUUGCAUCGCGGGCGUGAUCCUCAUGAUUUGCGUCAUCGCUGCCAUCGCUUUCAUCCUAGCCAGGAGACGCAACCCCAAGACGUACUCGCGCACCGGCAGCUCAUUGUACAGCGGACCUUACACCAACACCGGUUACUCACACACGAGCUAAAGUACAACACUGUGAAUCGAUUAUAAGGCAAUAGGUUAGAACGAUCGUUUGUGAUUUAAAUCAAUCGAAUGUAGUCGGUUGAAGUUUAAAAUCGAUUUCAACUCUCGGUUUUAUAGUGAUUGUGAGUUAAUCGAUAAUUGGUUUAGGAUGGUUGAUUGUGAAAAUCGAUCUCGAUAGUGUACAAUGGUCGUGCCUUCGCAUUUCGUUUUCGAUUCAUUGUAUGGACUAUCUGAAGAUGUCGGCACCGGUGUACUUAAACUUCUUAUAGAUAAUAACAAAUAAUUUGGUAUUUAACAAGUCAUCUAUCGUGUCUGUGUGUUUGUCGAUCGUGCCAUUAAAAUUACAUUAUAUCUAUUUCAUGAAGCAUCGAAUUAUUUUGCUGGGCGUAUUCCAUAUAUUUUUACACGAUUUGUUUAUAUACAAAAUCAAUGGUAUAUUUUAAGUUUUGUACGCUCGGCUAUGGCAAAGUGUUGCCAAUAAAAUUUUCAUUUUCUACUUUAGUAGUUUUUUAAUGGUUUGUAAAUUAGGGCGAAACACUAAUGACAAAUUGCACUGCCAUUAUUAUGGUAUACCGAAUACGUUGUGUUCAUUCCACAACGAUUGAGUCAACCUAGUUAAGGGAUUACCAUUUAAGAAUUAAUACCAUGUACCAUAACAUGGAACGAUUAAGAAUUGUACAAGGAAAGCAUGAGAAUUGCAUAGGUUGGUGUGAAGAAAAUUUGAAAAUUUUGAUGGCCCAUUUUACUAUUGUUUAAAAUGUCGACCCUAAAAAUUAGUUCCUAAAAUUACGGCACAAUCUCAAGCAUUGCCCAUAAAUAUGAUUCAUGGGAAUUUUACGUACGUUUUAAUCGUUCCGUAGUUUCAAAGGUAAUAUUUAUAAUAAUUAUGUGAUAAUUUGUGUAUUCUAUCUGUCCCGGAUUUAAUUUAGUUUUGUAUGCGCUGUAAUAUUUUAACGCGUAUUUAAUGGUUGCCUUCCGUUACGUAAUUAUAUAGUUAUAACCUCGAAUAUUUGUCCUGUGGUAAUAUAAUUUCUUUUAGUGGAAAGCUGUAGAGUCCAACUGAAAUCCUAUAUCUUAAAUGUUUUUAUAAAAUACUGUUAGUUCAACACAUUAUUAUUGGUCAAAUGACAGUGCAGCAGUUUCUAGGAAAGAAAUAUAUUCGAUUAUGUGUUACCAGUGUAUUAUUUCAAAAACUACUAAAUUAUUUACUUUUUCGAAAAUCAGUAAUAAUACUGCGAAAUUAAUGAUUUCAGUUGGAAAUGCGUUUCAUAUCUUCGACGGUGGUGGGAUUCUAUUCCUUCACGGAUUCACGAUGUAUUAUUGAAGUACAGGCUAAGACUUUCAUACGAAACAGUUUAUAACGACAAAUACAAUAGAAUCAAAUAAUUUAUUAAAUAAAAUUUGACAUUCAAAAAUAUAGUUUUGGAAUAUAAAUAAUUUUGUGUAGUUUUCUAAAGAAUGGUAUUUUCAGCUGCUGGUAGAAAAACUACAGUCGUUAUAACAGUUUCUAUUUUUAUCAUGGAUGCCAUAUUUUUAAGUUUAUGUAAGUCCGUCCAUUUGGGUGCUAUUUUACUAAGCUUGUAUUUUAAGUUGCUUUUUCUGCUUUGUUCGUAACAACGAAUUGUCGGCAUGUUUCAUAAUUACCCCAUUGGUGGUACACUAAUGUUUUUAAUUAUUUUAAUUACAAUGGGGUUCUGGAACUGCACCGACGGGAUGAGUGCGAUUCUGUUUUUUUUUUAACAAAUAUACUUACUCGAUAGGA
Manduca sexta (tobacco hornworm) is the source of this 2655-nucleotide messenger RNA. RefSeq lists its product as uncharacterized. Lineage: Eukaryota; Metazoa; Arthropoda; Insecta; Lepidoptera; Sphingidae. The record is from RefSeq and is a predicted model, not a curated record.